AUGAUCAAAUUCCCAAUAGAUUAUGGAGUAGGAGAGCUGUGGGGCAAUCAUGAGGUAGCGCGCGAGUGCUACAUUGCCAUGCUCGAGAUUUAUAAUCACCAACAGACCAUAUGCGUAGAAGAACAAAGGGCAAUAGUAGAGCCGGUUGAAGAACUAGAAGAAGUAACCUUUGAUGAGUCAAGGCCUGAAUGGACGACUAGAAUGGGCACGCUGUCUAGCCAGAUGGUACGACAAGUGCUCACAACGUUCCUACUAGGAAACCAAGAUGUAUUCGCCUGGAGUCAUGAGGACAUGCCAUGGAUUGACCCUACGAUCAUAGUUCACAGGUUGAAUGUAUCGCCCUCAUCACCUCCCAUCCGACAGAAAAAGCGAGUGUUCGCUCAGGAAAGAGACAGAGCUAUAGCUGAGGAAGUUCAAAAGUUGCUGGAUGCGGAUUUCAUUCGGGAAGUAUACUACCUCGACUGGUUGGCAAAUGUGGUUAUGGUCAAGAAGACCAAUGGAAAAUGGAGGAUGUGUGUUAAUAUCAUGGAUCUCAACAAAGCUUGCCCCAAGGACAGUUACCCACUCCCACAGAUUGAUACAUUGAUCAAAAUGGAGGAAGCUGACCAAGAAAAAAAUUCCUUUGUUACAAGCCAGGGACUUUUCUGCUACAAGGUAAUGCCAUUCAGACUUAAAAGUGCAGGGGCGAUGUACCAGAGAUUAAUGAACAAGAUGUUUGCACACCAAAUCGGGAGGAAUGUGCAAGUUUAUGUAGACGACAUGCUGGUGAAAAGCGUACGAGAAGACAAUCACUUGAGCGAUCUCCAAGAGACUUUUGACACACUCCGAAUCUUAUCCAGGCCAGGAGAAGAGCUCUACCUAUACUUAGCCGUUUCGCAAACCGCUGUUAGCACAACUUUGGUAAGAGAGGAAGAUGGAUCUCAGAGACCCGUCUACUUUACAAGCCAAACGUUUCGAGCAGCAGAAGAGAGGUACCCCCAGAUGGAGAAGUUGGCCUUCGCAUUGGUAACUGUAGCACGAAAACUCAAGCCGUACUUCCAAGCACAUACCAUCAUUGUCUUGAUGAAUAAGCCCCUGAGAAAAGCCAUGAGUAGCCUCGAGGCUGCAGGAUGGAUGGCUUUAUGGGCAGUGGAGCUGAGUGAAUUCGAUAUCCAGUAUCGUCUGUGA
Molecule: messenger RNA, 1167 nt
Organism: Quercus robur (English oak)
Lineage: Eukaryota; Viridiplantae; Streptophyta; Magnoliopsida; Fagales; Fagaceae
Exons: 3
Coding region: 1-1167 (388 amino acids)
Source: RefSeq, a predicted model, not a curated record